AUGGCCGGAACCAAACGCACCUGGGACGGCAAACAGCUCUCACUCCAACCCAACAACAACGAGCACCAGACGACGACAAUGGCCGAACAAUCAGCGCAAAUCCUCUCCAUCUUCGAGACCUUCCGCAACGAGCUAGACGAGCACCACGAUCGGCGCGAGCGACUAAUCAAGAUCUCAAGGGAUAUUACAGCGCUGAGCAAGAAGAUUAUCUUCUCCCUCCAACGAAUCCGGAAACUCAACGCCCCUCUCCCGGAAAACAUCACCAAAGAAACCCAAUCCCGCUUCACCCAAAUCCAGUCCCUCUUCACCAACGCGCUCCCAGACGUCACCGGUCCAAACAAAUGGCGGUACCAGCGCCAGCUCAGCGGCGCGAUCCAGGAAUACAUCGAGGCGCUCUCCUUCCACCACUACCUGACUACGCAGACCCUCAUCACGCUCCCUGAAGUGUGCACGAAACUCCCCGCGGAGAUACUCGUCACGGAGGAGGAUUAUCUGUUGGGGUUGUUCGAUUUAACUGGGGAGAUGAUGCGGUUUGCGGUUACGGCGCUGUCGGCUGGGUCGGUUGCUUCUGACGAGAAAAAGAUGGGGCUGAGUAGAGAGCAAAAUGGAAUUGUGGUGGAUUUGAGGGAGAUGAGGUCGCUAUUUGAGGGGUUG
Messenger RNA from Aspergillus nomiae NRRL 13137, 654 nucleotides. Its product is annotated as translin family protein. The annotation marks the transcript as partial. Gene Ontology annotation, molecular function: RNA endonuclease activity; RNA binding; sequence-specific DNA binding. Gene Ontology annotation, cellular component: cytoplasm; nucleus. The record is from RefSeq and is a predicted model, not a curated record. The transcript is spliced from 3 exons. Lineage: Eukaryota; Fungi; Ascomycota; Eurotiomycetes; Eurotiales; Aspergillaceae.